Balaenoptera acutorostrata (minke whale) is the source of this 2812-nucleotide messenger RNA. RefSeq names its product nanos C2HC-type zinc finger 3 (gene NANOS3). Gene Ontology annotation, biological process: negative regulation of translation; oogenesis. The transcript is spliced from 2 exons. The record is from RefSeq and is a predicted model, not a curated record. Bases 2040 to 2573 code for a protein of 177 amino acids. Gene Ontology annotation, cellular component: perinuclear region of cytoplasm. Lineage: Eukaryota; Metazoa; Chordata; Mammalia; Artiodactyla; Balaenopteridae. Gene Ontology annotation, molecular function: zinc ion binding; mRNA binding.
UCUGCCUCUCACUAGCGGUGCCCUACGGGCCUCAGUCUCCCAAACUGACAAAUGGAAGUAAUAUGCACCUCUCAGGGCCGUUUUGAGGAUGCUUUGGGUAAAUGCAUGAAAAGUUGAGCCCAGCGGCCCAGUACUGCUACAUUUACAUAGCAAAGGCAACAUAAAUAUCUACUGUUAUUAUUAUUUAUAUUUAUCUCCUGCUUUUUCCGGUUCCCGGAGCAGAGAGUUGGCACCUAAUAACUAUUUGCUGACUUAAUGAUUCUGUAAGUUCCUUAUUCCCUCCCCUCUCCUCCCUCACCCCAUCCAGUUCCCUCACCCCCACCCAGCCUCCACUCCCCAAGAAGUUGCCAAGGGUUUGGGGGAACAUUCAACCUGUCGGUGAGUUUGGGCAGCUCAGGCAAACCAUCGACCGUUGAGUGGACCCCGAGGCCUGGAACUGCCGUCCACCCAUCACGACCCACACCUUCCAGAUCUGGGGGGGCCAGGGGAUCCUGAACACAUCCCCUCCCUUAGGCCACAGCGAAGGUCACAAUCAACAUUCAUUGUUGUCGGUGGGUUGUGAGGACGGAGGCCAGACCCACCGAGGGAUGAAUGUCACUGUGUCUGGGCCGGACACAGCCUAAGGGGAAUGGGAUGGGGAAAAAAACCCACCCUGGACUCCCCCCCCAAAAUUGCUCAGCCAGUACCUGACCCUGACCCCAGCCUCUCAACCCCUUGGUGAGGGCUGGUGUCUGGGAUCCUUACAGGCACAGGCUGGAUUUGGAGAAUAAAUCCUGGAGGGCUGGGGGCAUAAAUCACAGGCUCAGGGCUGGGCAGCUGAAAAACCCUUGUGAAAGAGAUUAGUGAGCCCCGCUUCCGGAAGGCUCAAUAAAGUCUUCUUGAAUGAAUGGAUGAAUGAGGUGGGUAGGCAGCAUAACACCUCUUCUCUGCAUUCAAGUCCCGGGCCCAGCUUUCUCACCCUCCUUGCCUGGUACCCACAGACCCCUGCUUUACCUUCAGUUGCCCACCUAGCACCUUGACGCCAGUUGAUCCUUCCACCUGCCCAUCUGUGCCCCACGUGGGUGACUCCUGGGCACACCUUAUCCUCCGGAGACUGAGCUGAGGUCUCAUUUGAGGGGGAGAUCAAGGCACUCGUGAAUGCUAGGGGUCCCCCCAUUAGCCCAACUUGUGCCUGUGCUCUCCUCCACCCCCCAUAAUGUUUUGCCUCACCCCCUUUCCACCCCAGGACCAGGACGAGCUGGUCCUAAGGCUCCCCAACACCUAAGGCUCUGGUGGUAACUGCUAACUGCGUGGGGAGGCAGGCUUUGGUGCUUAUCUUUGUGAAUAACCCCAGGGGCAGGUGGUUUCAUACCCCAGUCUGUUCAUCCAUUAAAUGCUUAGAUCCACUGAAAAGGGGUGUGAAAGCUCCCUGAGGGUGGCCAGAGCUGGGAGCCUUGGUCUUUAUCCCCCCACCCCAUAAGCCAGGCCCAUCCUCCUUCCAAAGACAGUUGGAGCAUCAGCAGCUCCCCAACCCUUCCCAAAGAGCGCAGGGGUACCCGGCCCCUCCCCCAGCCCAGGAGCAGGAAGAAAGAAGUUACUAAGUUACUGGUUACAUCAAUGCUAGUCUGUCGGGUGGGGCUUCCAACCCUCCCACCCCCAUCACCCUGUGGGGCAGGAGAGGCGGGCAGGCUCUAAGGAGGGGUCGCCCUCCCAAUGCCCUCUGGGUGGGGUGUAUGACUCCAUAUUACUGGUGCCCCCUGCAGCCUGUGUCUUGUCACCCCCCCCCUCGCCUCCAGCCCACCCAGAGACCAUGCGUCCCCUUGGCAGGUGCAUUCUUGGGGGAGCAGCAGCAAGCCCCCCUGUGACAAUAAGGAACCUCCUACAGCCUGCUCCUCCCUCUUCACACCCCCUUGGAGGUAUAAGGAGGGAACUGACAGCCCAGACUGCUCGGCUCCAGAGAGGGGAAGGGGGGGUUCAGAAGGCAGGUGUAGAAAGACAAGCUCUGGGGCGGCUGGGUUUCUUCUCUCUCUGCCCCUCCGCCUGGCACACGGUGUCCAGCCAUGGGGACCUUCAAUCCAUGGACAGAUUACCUGGGUUUGGCACGCCUGGUGGGGGCUCUGCGUGGGGAAGAGGAGCCUGAGACCAGGCUGGACCCCCAGACAGAACCAGUGCCAGGACUGGAGGGUCAGACACCCAGCCCGGAAUCCUCACCAGCUCCUGAACGCCUGUGCACUUUCUGCAAGCACAACGGCGAGUCCCGGGCCAUCUACCAAUCCCACGUGCUCAAGGACGAAGAGGGCCGGGUGCUGUGCCCCAUCCUUCGAGACUACGUGUGCCCCCAGUGUGGUGCCACUCGCGAGCAUGCCCACACCCGCCGCUUCUGCCCGCUCACCGGCCAGGGCUACACCUCCGUCUAUAGCUACACCACCCGCAACUCGGCCGGCAGGAAGCUGGCCCGCUCGGACAAGGCGAAGACGGCGGACUCCGGACACCGCCGAGGAGGAGGAGGAGGAGGAGCCUGUGCAGGUUCCAAAGGUGCCGGGAAUCCUUCUGGAACUACCCCCUCUUCCUGCUGUCCCUUCACUUCUGCCUAAGGAGGCUGGCGCGGGCAGGACGGGGUUGCUGCCUUCACCUGGGGUUGGGGACCCAGGCCCACUGGAGGCUGGAUUUCAGGGAAGACUCACCCUCCGAGGAUCCGCCCCUAGGCCCUGCCCCCAUCCUGAGGGCCUGGCAAAGGAGCCCCGUCUGGGAGCACAGCCCAAAGAGUGCCCCGACCCCCUCACGGAAGGAGGUGGUUCUCAGGCACCCCGGCCCUCCUUCCCCAGCGCUGGGC